AUGGGUUCCUUUUUUGAUUCGCUUGGUGGCUCGCAGCUAGAUGAAUUGGCACCCUGUCCACUUCUGGCCAAGGUGACAGUGGAUGACGACUACCUGGGACUGGGUGAGCUGCCGGAGACCUUCCCCUCCGACCCCCCCGAGCCCCUCCCACACUUCCUGAUGGAGCCCGAGGAAGCGUACAUAGUUAAGAACAAACCCGUCAACCUGCGCUGCAAAGCCACGCCCGCAACGCAGAUCUACUUUAAGUGCAACAGUGAGUGGGUUCAUCAGAAGGAGCACACUGUGGAUGAGCGUGUGGAUGAGACAUCAGGUCUGGUGGUGCGGGAAGCCAGCAUCGAGAUCACCCGUCAGCAGGUGGAGGAGCUCUUCGGCUUGGAGGAUUUCUGGUGCCAGUGUGUUGCCUGGAGCUCUGCCGGUACCACAAAGAGUCGCAAGGCCCACGUGCGCAUUGCCUAUCUCAGGAAGACAUUUGACCAGGAGCCACUGGGGAAGGAGGUGUCUCUUGAGCAGGAAGUGCUUUUGCAGUGCCGACCACCUGAAGGCAUACCUGCUGCUGAGGUGGAAUGGCUGAAGAACGAGGAAGUCAUUGACCCGGCCGACGACCGAAACUUUUACAUCACCAUCGAUCACAACCUCAUCAUCAAACAGGCCCGCCUGUCAGACACCGCCAACUACACUUGUGUGGCCAAGAACAUAGUCGCCAAGAGGAGGAGCACCACAGCCACCGUCAUAGUUUACGUCAACGGUGGUUGGUCGACGUGGACCGAGUGGUCUGUGUGUAGCAGUCGCUGUGGUCGUGGGUACCAGAAACGAACUCGCAGUUGCACCAACCCCGCGCCUCUGAACGGGGGAGCCAUCUGUGAAGGCCAAGCUAUCCAGAAACUGGCGUGUAACCCUCUUUGCCCAGUGGACGGCCUGUGGACAGAGUGGAGUAAGUGGUCUACGUGUGGGACAGAGUGUACCCACUGGAGAAGACGAGAAUGCAGCGCUCCGGCCCCCAAAAACGGGGGGAAAGACUGCGAAGGGAUGGUUCUCCAGUCGAAGAACUGUACAGAUGGCCUUUGUAUGCAGAGUUCGUUGUAUCAGAAGUCUUCUGAACCUAAAGACAAGAAUGAUUUGGCAUAUCCAUCGGCCCCCAGCACAGACGACGUGGCACUGUACGUGGGCAUCGUCAUCGCGGUCAUCAUGUGCCUGGUCAUCUCCGUCAUCGUGGCGCUCUUCGUCUACCGCAAAAACCACCGUGACUUCGACUCGGACAUUAUCGACUCCUCCGCUCUCAACGGAGGCUUUCAGCCAGUCAGUAUCAAAACAGCGCGAACAGCUGACCUCCUUACUGCUCCCCCUGACCUGACCUCCGCGGCAGCCAUGUACCGCGGGCCCGUGUACGCCCUCCAUGACGUGGCUGACAAAAUCCCCAUGACCAACUCUCCGCUCCUGGACCCUCUGCCCAACCUGAAGAUUAAGGUGUAUAACUCCUCCGGAAUGGUCACGCCCAAUGAGGACCAGUCCGACAUCUCCUCCAAGUUCUCCCCGAAGCUCCCCCACUCCCUCAUCGACAGCGACACCAUGAGCCGCCGCACCCAGAGCCUGGUCCGAACCCGGGAUCCCUCCUGCACGGCCUUUGGCUCCUUCAACUCCCUGGGAGGACACCUCAUCGUGCCAAAUUCAGGCGUUAGCUUGUUGGUGCCAGCAGGCGCCAUCCCCCAGGGCAGGGUGUAUGAGAUGUACGUAACAGUACAACGAAAGGAGAGCAUGAGGCCAUCGGUGGAUGACACUCAGACGGUUCUGAGUCCUGUGGUGAGUUGCGGACCCCUGGGGGCCCUCCUGACCCGACCGGUCAUCAUCACCAUGCACCACUGCGCAGAGGCCGACAGCGAGGAUUGGCUCAUCCAGCUGAAGAGCCAGUCACAACAGGGACAGUGGGAGGAUGUGGUGGUGGUAGGGGAAGAAAACUUCACCACUCCCUGUUAUAUUCAAAUGGAUGAGGAGGCCUGUCAUAUUCUCACUGAGACGCUGGGGACAUACUGUCUGGUUGGACAGUCUGUCAGCGCGGCCACCAGUAAGAGGCUCAAACUGGCUAUUUUUGGCCCCGUUACCUGUACCACGCUGGAGUACAACAUCAGAGUCUACUGCCUGGACGACACACAGGACGCCCUUAAGGAGGUGCUACAGAUGGAGAAACAGAUGGGAGGAAAGCUAUUGGAUGAACCAAAGACUCUGAACUUCAAGGACAGUACCCACAACCUCCGGCUCUCCCUCCAUGACGUCCCACACACCCUGUGGAAGAGCAAGCUGUUGGCCAAGUAUCAGGAACUUCCUUUCCAGCAGGUGUGGAGCGGCUCUCAGCGCAACCUGCACUGCACCUUCACGCUGGAGCGCUUCAGCCUGAGCACGGCGGAGCUGGCCUGCAAGCUGUGCGUGCGACAGGUGGAGGGAGAGGGCCAGAUCUUCCAGCUCAACAGCACGCUGUCGGAGGACACUCAGUGCAUUGACACUUCCCUGUUGGAUCCAGCCAGUAACAUCACAACCCUGGUGGGCCCCAACGCCUUCCGCAUCCCCUUGUCCAUCCGCCAGAAGCUCUGCGGCAGUUUGGAUGCCCCUCAGACCCGCGGCAACGACUGGAGGAUGUUGGCGCAUAAACUCAACUUAGACAGGUAUUUGAACUACUUUGCCACCAAGUCAAGUCCGACCGGCGUGAUCCUGGAUCUGUGGGAAGCGCAGCACUUCCCUGACGGAAACCUAAACCGACUUGCUGCCGUGCUGGAGGAGAUGGGUCGUCAUGAAAACAUAGUGCCCAUGGCAACGGAGCACUGA
Messenger RNA from Chanos chanos (milkfish), 2814 nucleotides. RefSeq names its product unc-5 netrin receptor Cb (gene unc5cb). Gene Ontology annotation, molecular function: protein binding; netrin receptor activity. Gene Ontology annotation, cellular component: membrane. Lineage: Eukaryota; Metazoa; Chordata; Actinopteri; Gonorynchiformes; Chanidae. Bases 1 to 2814 code for a protein of 937 amino acids. Gene Ontology annotation, biological process: netrin-activated signaling pathway; axon guidance. The record is from RefSeq and is a predicted model, not a curated record. The transcript is spliced from 17 exons.